This is a messenger RNA of Rotaria socialis, 3852 nucleotides long. Lineage: Eukaryota; Metazoa; Rotifera; Eurotatoria; Philodinida; Philodinidae. The record is from the annotation of a GenBank genome assembly.
AUGAAAGGUUACCUGUACAGUCAAGAUGGUGCUUAUGCUUUUCCUCUCGGUCCUAAAGUAACUACAAUUGGUCGAGAAAAUUGUGACAUUAGCAUUACUAGUCCCCACGUUGAUAAUCAACAUGCAUUGAUAGAGUAUGAUGAUGAACAACGUUGUUUUGUCUUAAAAGAUCUAAACUCGUCAACGGGUACUUAUGUACAUGAAUGUCGUGUUCAAAAUGCAGCAGUUCGAUUAGCUGAUGGAGACUUUCUACGAUUUGGAUUUAAUGGUUUACCAUUAGAAUUUCACAUUGAACAAAAACAACAACAACAACAUCAACAACAACAACAGCAUCAACAACAAGAAACAAUGAUGCCAUCAAUCUAUCCGCGGCAAGCAGCAUCAAAUUCACUUCACAUGAUAACGCAAACAAUUCCAUCGAGAAGAUCAUCAAAUAGCAUAACAAAUUAUCAACAACAAAUUGAUGUACAACAGAGCCCUGGACUUUCUCUUAGAACACGUGCAUUAAGUGCUGGAACUAAAAAAAUAUCAGCUAUAACACCAAUUAAUCAGACUAGCAAUUGUGUGCGUGAUUCAAUUGUUCGUCCUAAUGCUUGGACUGUUACCGGCAUUUCAAACUCUGGCCGAACUAUUAUUAAUGGAAGUUUCAGUGGGGAAUUAGAUUUACAAAAUCAAGACAAUAGUGAAAUAACAAAUCGUGUUUGUCAACUUGAAAAAGAAGUAAAAGGGCGAGACACAGAAAUUCGAGACUUGACAGAAAGACUUCGUAGCUUAGAACCAUUGAGUUCAACAUUCAAAAGUGAAGUUCAAACAUUAAGAGCCGAAUUAGAUAAAGUAAAACGGGAAAAACAAUCUGCUUCUGGACUUAUUUCAAGUCUUCAACGUGAUCUUCAUUCAAAAGAAUCUAAUUUAGCGAAGUUAACUCGUGAAAUUGAUGGUUUAAAAAUUGAUGGCCGUGAUAAAGAUCUUCGAUUACAAUCACUACAAUCAAAGUUCAAUCUUCUUCGAGAUCGUAGCCGUACGGAAGACGACCGACAUAACAAAGAAAAAGAACUUAAAAUCAAAUCAGCUGAACAACAAGUAAAUGAAUUAAAUGAAAAUAUCAAUCGACUGAAAUCUCAACUACUCGAUGCAGAAAAACAAUUAUUAAGAGUUAAUCUAAAUGAACAAAAAUUAAAACAAGAAUGUGAACAUACGCGUGGACAACUUGCAGCAAUUCAACGAAGCGAAGCAACAAUCAAAGCGGAUCUUGCUGAUGCACAACGAAAACAUAAUCAAUUAUGUGCGAAUAUUUGGCGCUGUUUUGCUGCUGAUGACGAUAAUGAUGAAUAUGAUGAAGAUCAACAUAAUAUUAUUGAACAAAUUGAACAACUUCGACAGCAAUUAAAUGAAUCUCGAAAUGAAUUGGAACAUCAUCGUGAAACAUAUUCAUCGUCGAAUGAACAACAAAAAACUUCAUUUGAAAAACUUAUUGACAUAUUUACAAAUGCAAUGCAAGAACAAACAACAGAACGUAUUCUAUUACAUGCUAGACAACAAAUGAUUGAAUUUGAAGAAGCCGAUGCUGAAAGCUUUGUUGGAAUGUUUAGACAAACAGGAAUCAAUGCACUUAAUUGUCAUGUUAAACUUAUUUCAGAAUUGAACAAGUUAGUUCCUAAACAAAAUGAUCAAGAACAUGAUUUAUCUACAAAUGACAUUCUUGCUUUAAUUCGUCGUCAAUAUGAAGAAUUUGAGCGUGAAAAACAAAAUCUAUCAUUUGAACAAACAUCUCGGGAACGAACAUUACGUUCUGAACUGGAACAAAUUACAAACGAAAAAGAUACAAUUUGGCAACAACGGUUUAAUGAAGAAUGUAAUCGUCUUCGUGAAAAAACAGCUCAAUUGCAAAGAGAAUAUGAUGAACAGUCAAGUUCAUUGUCUGAUCGUCUAGAAGAAGCAGAAACACAAAAUAGAGACUAUCUACAGAAACUAAAUAUACUUGAAACAGAAUCAAGGGAAAAAAUCGACGAAUUAACAACGAAAUUAGAAGAAUAUCAACUACAAUUAACUGAAAACAACGAACGACAAAAUCAAUUAACAAAUAUAAAUGAAAGACAAAAAGAAGAAUUAAUUCAAUUAGAAAAAGAAAGAGAUGCAACUAUUGAGGAUUUGAAUCGUCAAGUUGAAGCUUAUAAAGAUCAAGUACGACAAUUUUCAAUAACAAUUAUACAGUUAGAGAAAAGUCUUGGAGACGAACAAGAAAAACGUAUUAAACUACAAGUUGAUCUUGAUAAUCUUAAUAAAAAUGAUCAAGGUAGACUGUCAACAUCAUCAUCAUCUCCACCGCCAGUAGCAAUGGAAACAGUUGUUCCAGUUCUCACUGCACCUGUGGCUGAUCUCAGUCAGGAAUUAUUUGCUUAUAAAUCGCGUGUACAAGAACAAGAGCAAAUAAUCAUUUCGUUACGACGAGAUUUAGCUGGAAUGACAGCUCGUUUAUCUGAUGUUCAAGGUGAAUUAAGUGAAAAACAGAAGCAAGCUUUGGAAAAAAGUGAAUUAACAAUACGUGAACAAACUAAAGAAUUAAAUGAUACAAGACUAAAACUAUCGAAAUUAAGUGAUAUUGUUGAUAAGCAAUCAACACAAAUUGAAAGUUUACAAUCAGAUUUAUCAAAAUCUAAAAUAUUAGUAGACCAAUAUCAAUUACUAGUUGAUCAACGUCAAGCUGACAUUGAUCGUCUAGCGAAAUCUCUUCAAGAAAAAGAUCUAAUUGUUGAACAAGUUGAACGAACAAAUCAUGAUGAAGGGCGUAUAACACAUGAAUUAGUUUCUAUUGGUGCUCAAUGCAAAGGCGAAAGACACGAACAAACAAUUGGGCGACAACGUGAAGCACUAAAUGAACUACGAGCACGAAUUAAAUCUUUAGAGCAAUUAAGACCAGUUAAUCCAUCCUAUGAAAAAGUUUUACAACAAGUUGUUUUACUUAAGCGUGAAUUAGCAGAGUUACGAGCACGGCAAGCUUUACCAAAUGAUAUGCCAGAUUUAAGAACAACACCAGCACCAAUUUCUGCUCAUCAACAAUCACAAAGACAAUCAACAACAACAGCAACAACAACAAUGCGACAAUCACCAUCCACAACAAUUCACUCCGAUAGCAUAAAUGAAGCACAAAAAGUUGUUGAAGAAAGAGCAGCACAUGCAGAAACAAUGAAUUCAUUACAAUCGUGUGACGAAUUACAUAAUGCGUUUACAAGAAAAUUAAUGAAUCUACUUGAUAUCGACGAUGAUGGUCUAGCAAACAUAGCUCCAUUAGCUACUCUACCAGCAACUGAUCGUUAUGUUGCUUUACAACAACGACAACGUACGAAUGAAAUAUUAAUGCAAAAAGUUGAAAUGAUUCGCGAACGUUUAACACGAAAAGAAGAACUGCUACGUGAUUAUGAAAAAGAUUUAGGCAAAUUACGUCAAGCAGAAAUUUUAUUACGUGAAAAAGACAUUUUGUUACAAGACCUUGAAACGGAUAAACGAACAAAAGAUGACGAAGCAUUUUAUCUUCGAAAUACUCUUAAAGAAACUCAAGAUAAUUUAAAUCAAGAAAAACGUGUCAAUUCAUCUGUGAAACUCGGCCGAAAUAUCGAUCAAUCUCAAUCAAACGAAUUAAUUCGUCGUAGUGGUGGAUCAACAGCAACACUUCAUCAUCAUUGUCCACCUGAUACAACAUCAAAGGUUCAAACAAUAAAACGAGAUUUGAAUCAAAAAGUAUCUCGAAAAAAUUAUGAGAUAAAAACAUUGAAACAAGAAUUAAAUGAAGCAUUAGAUACAAUAUCGGAACAGUCACAUAAAGUUAAAUUACUUGAAUUACAAUCUAAAACAUAA